This is a messenger RNA of Knipowitschia caucasica, 543 nucleotides long. The record is from the annotation of a GenBank genome assembly. NCBI's taxonomy places the organism in Eukaryota, Metazoa, Chordata, Actinopteri, Gobiiformes, Gobiidae.
AUGGAGUUAAGUGUGCAAGAUGGUUGUGUAUUGUGGGGGUCACGCGUGGUGGUGCCCCCGCCAGGAGAUAAUGCAGCCGACCCACAGGACGUUCGCCUCUGUCCCCACGAUCUGUCUUCUAAAGACGAGCCUCCCACGCAGCCCAACCUGCGCACUUUCCCCUCUUCCAGUAUAGGGGGAAAGGACAGGAGGUUUUCUGCACACUGCUACCGGGACCGAAAUAAAAAGGAGCUUGCUUGGAGGAGGGUUAGCGAGGUGGUUGGUGUCUCGGUGGAAGUUUGCAAAAAGCGGUGGAAGAAUCUGAGGGACACAUAUGCUAAGGAGAGCAGGAAGGAGAAGGAGAAGGUGAAGAAGAGUGAUCCACACUCCCAGAUACACGAGGCCCCUGUAGAUCGUUACCUGCUCCAGAGAGGUGUGCUGAGCGGGGGGGGGAAGGAGGGCGUGGUGCAGGGGGCGGGGCCAGAGCUGCUCACCUCCACACGGGCAAGUCCACCGCGUUCAGUUGCUGAAGACAUUGAUGUCCAGCUCCUACUGUCAGACUGA